GAGGAAAGAACCUGGAAAACAGGACACAAGCAUCUUUGAAGUUAUUUAGGCAAAAUGAAGCUGACUCUGGUGCAGAUCUUUUUCAUAAUGUUGCUGCUCCUGCUGGGCCUGGGGGUGGGCCUGGGGGUGGGACUUCAGAUGGCCGCAGCAGUCCUGGAGGAAAGUGAUCAGCUACUGAAUGAGUUUCAGUCCAGUGACUCACAGGACAAGGCUGAAGCCACUAGGGAGGGAGCGGGCACCCGAAGCAUAGAAACCCUGCUGUUUAGCAACAAAGAAGUGGUGCAACUGGAAGAGACCAUCAUCAGUGAAGAUGAAGUUGGAGGAAACAAGAUGCUCAGAGCUGAGGCUCUCUUUCAGAGCAACAAAGACUAUCUCAGGUCUGACCUGAUGGACAGAGAAUGCAAUGCCCUGAUGGCACAGAAGAUGAAGCCGCACAACCACACAUGCAUACCCCAGUACAUAUUCAUCCAUGAGGAACUAGAUGCAGUCAAAGCUGUCUGUAAGAGUCCUGUUGUUGCCUGUGACCUCAAGGGAGGCAAGUGUCACAAAAGCACCCGUCCUUUUGAUUUGACAUUCUGCAAGUUAUCCAAACCAGGCCAAGUCACUCCUCACUGUAAUUACGUAACUUUCAUUCUUGAAAAGUACAUUUUUAUAUCCUGUAGUGACAUGAAAGUCCAGGUAACAUCUGGACCAUGAAGUAACUUCUCUUCUGCACCUUCUCAUCUUUGUCUUCCUUUCCACUUCCUCUUUUUCAUGCUGUUUUCGUCCUUGGGUAUUCUGCAAAAAAGGUUCUGGGAAGAGAGGCUGGCCUAUUCUUUAUCAUAUUUGAAAAUAUAAAUCUUCUUUGCCCUAGGGUUCACCCAACUUGCAUUUUUUUCCUGGGAUUAGAGGUGGUAGAAUAGGGUGAUGAUGUCCGAUCUCUGUAGGUUCUCUGUCUCUUAGAGUCUAUCUCUUGCCCUGGAAAGAGAUAAGUGAAGAACUGCUCUAGUCUCUCCUAUGAUCCUGGUCAUCAGUUUGUUCCCUGGUCUGGAUGC
Balaenoptera musculus (blue whale) is the source of this 1034-nucleotide messenger RNA. It is a transcript of the gene RNASE10, whose product is annotated as ribonuclease A family member 10 (inactive). The record is from RefSeq and is a predicted model, not a curated record. Bases 55 to 696 code for a protein of 213 amino acids. The transcript is spliced from 2 exons. Gene Ontology annotation, molecular function: nucleic acid binding. NCBI's taxonomy places the organism in Eukaryota, Metazoa, Chordata, Mammalia, Artiodactyla, Balaenopteridae.